Messenger RNA from Ilyonectria robusta, 978 nucleotides. RefSeq names its product UbiA prenyltransferase family. NCBI's taxonomy places the organism in Eukaryota, Fungi, Ascomycota, Sordariomycetes, Hypocreales, Nectriaceae. Gene Ontology annotation, cellular component: membrane. Bases 1 to 978 code for a protein of 325 amino acids. The transcript has 2 exons. The record is from RefSeq and is a predicted model, not a curated record. Gene Ontology annotation, molecular function: transferase activity, transferring alkyl or aryl (other than methyl) groups.
AUGGGACACAAGACCGCCAACAGAAAUACCCGCCAGUCUGCAAACACAGGCGAGAUGAGCAGCUUGAAGCGGCUCGCUUUCCACAUGCGGACACUAUGGCUCUUUACCAAGAGUGACCUCCCUACCUCUACCGGCAUCAAUACAACAUUCGCCAUUGCAGGCAUCCUCGCUGGACCGGGCACCCUUAGCGACGCUGAUAUUCACUGGAGUGAUAUGGGCAAGGGACUGCUUGUGGCUCUAUAUUUCACCUGGCACCUGACUCUAUGCUUCAAUCUCGGAAACCAGCGCCAGCCGCAGUCCGUCAUUGAGGAUGGCGCCAACAAGCCGUGGCGACCCAUCCCGGCGGGUCGGAUUACCCCCGAGUUGACAGCCAAAUGGCAUCUCAUUGCGAUAGCAUCAUUGCUUACGCUAUGUGCUACGUUGCUGGGGGCUUGGAAAGACACGGCUUUCUACCUUUUCUGCACUUGGCUAUACAACGAGCGGGCUUGGGGAGACAAGUCGUGGUGGCAGCGCGCCUUGAUGAACGCCUGUGGCAUCACAACCAACCGUGUAGCUACCCUUCGUGUGGCUAUCACAGCUAUCCAACUCCACACUCCCGAGCAGUACCACUUCACCGACAAGGGUCUAGGCUGGUUCUUGGUGUGUGCUGGCAUUGUCUUCACUACGAUCCAGGUCCAGGACCUCCGUGACCAGGAGGGCGAUGCGCUGAUCGAUCGACAAACCCUGCCCCUAAUCAUCGGUGAUGCUCCAACACGCUGGUUGACGGCCAUCGCAGUCUGGGCCUGGUCUUUCAUCUGCCCCCGCUACUGGAACCUCGGUAUGCUUGGCUGCAUGAUUCCCAUCCUGACGGGAGCCAUCGUUACAGCGCAUAUGCUCGUCUUCCGCACUCGCGUCAAUGACCAGGCUAGUUUCCGGCUGGUAGCCGCCUGGUGGGUAUCACUGUACUUCUUGCCUCUGAUGAAGACGCAUGGACUGUGA